AUGUCAUCGAAGAUCCAUGGCUUCUCCACGCCCACGGCCCUCCUCUUCACAUUUUUCGGCAUAGACUACAAGGUCUCGGGCUGGACCUCGUCGUUCAGAUUUUCACAGCAAACCUGGAUGUGCUUGUUGUUCACCCUGUUCCUGAUCGAUACCCUGAUUCUGUUGCUCGGUACCUGCCAGCUGGAACUUGAGGACGGGUUUGGGACGCCGAGUUUUCAGAGGGUUAUUGAGGCAUUUCCUUGUGUUGCCCUGAUUGGAGACGUCCCGAAUUUAUACGCCGUGUCGCUCGGCACCGAAUUUAGCACCUUGGCUUCGAUAUUUUCUGUCUCCUGCAUCAAUGGAACCGUGUGCUUUUUCAUCGGUCUCCACUGCAGCAUAAUUCUAUUCAAAAAACGCAGCCGUGUCAGCACAAAGACUCGAACGCUGCAAAAGACCUUCUUCUUCGACAUGAUGGUCCAGCUGAUCGUGCCGCUCAUCUGCUUGUCCGCCCCCUGGCUAUACUUCAUAUUUGCUUUUAUCGCCAGCUACCCUCCCAAUAUUGGUCUCAACAACCUGUUAUUCGCCGCCUUUUCCUCUCAUGGCUUCUUGAAUUCGCUAUCGAUCAUCAUGAUCUACCGCCCGUAUCGACUAGAGUUCUUCCGUGUGCUAUCGAGGAGAACUUGGGGUGAAUGGACGAACAAGACGACACCGAUUCUUAUCGCCGACUUGGGCACGAGCAUGUCGAAUCGAGAAAAGCCCGAACAA
Molecule: messenger RNA, 744 nt
Organism: Mesorhabditis spiculigera
Lineage: Eukaryota; Metazoa; Nematoda; Chromadorea; Rhabditida; Rhabditidae
Source: the annotation of a GenBank genome assembly